This is a messenger RNA of Phytophthora sojae, 903 nucleotides long. RefSeq lists its product as hypothetical. The record is from RefSeq and is a predicted model, not a curated record. Lineage: Eukaryota; Oomycota; Peronosporomycetes; Peronosporales; Peronosporaceae. The transcript has 4 exons. Gene Ontology annotation, molecular function: protein binding. Bases 1 to 903 code for a protein of 300 amino acids.
AUGGCGGCGAAGCGGGGGCUUGCGCUUCCUCGUAGACUGUUUCAGAGAGCUCCGACGCCGGUGGCGCCCCGCGCAAGCUCAGCCGCGACGGCGACUCCGAUCCGAGCGUUGUCCAAUGCAGCCCGGGGCAGCAGAUCCGACGGGUUCUACGUGAGCAAGAGAGCAGUGAAGACGACGCUGUUGGCCGGUGCAGCGAUAACGGGCGCGUACCUGUAUCUCGACCGUGAGAAUGCCGACCGGAAGGAGAUCCGAUUCCUGCUGGAGCGCAGCCAGCUGAGUCUGGAGAGGGGGGAGAUCGAGCAGUCUAUGAAGGAGCAGCAGAAGGCGUUCGAGCUCCUCAAGACGAAGUUCCCGGAAGACAAGAGCAAGAUUGCAAUGGCCAUAGCAAUCGGAGCCGCGUUCGAGAAGACGGAGCACUUUGCCACCGCGGUGCCGUUCUACCGCGAGGCUCUUGAGUUUCUGUCGCUCGAGCCGCGCAUCGUUUAUCGGGAGGAUCUGCGUAUCAUGGUGCUGGAUCGCCUCGGACAAUGCUUCAAGAAUGCUGGAGACAUGGAGGCUGCUGAGAACCAUUUCAAGCAAGCGAUCGAUGCUUACGACCAGUUGAAGGGGAAGUUGUCACUCUCUGCUGACGCGGCCAACGAACCGAGCGUCCUGUCCAAGCUCGACGAAGAUGUUCUCAACGUGUUCCUCCACUACACAGUCCUUCUCACGACACUGCAGCGCCCGGACGAUGCUGCGCGUGCUCGGCAGCGCCUGUCGUCGAUCGCUCGCAGCUCCCCGCAGCUCCGCGGUCAGGUGGCCAAGAUCCAACGCCAGGUGAUCGACUACAUCGCGCUGGAGGGAAUUCGAGAGCAGCGGAAGCUCCAGCAAUUGAAAGGAGACGAAGGAAGCGACUUCGUGUAA